AUAUUUUUACACACAUUAUCGCCCACCCAAAUGAAAACGACGAGUGUUUAUUAUUGUCGUCUUUUUUUCAGAUGCGUUGCUUAAAAUGUACCUAACAUGAAUAUGAAACGCUAAUUUUGAAAUAUCGUAGCCGAAAAAAAUCGUUCGCAGUUAAAGUUCGCGCUCAGUGGAAAGUUUUUCGGGUGCAUUUUUUUCCCCCAGGACCAACGUUAUUUUUUCGAGAAUUCACUUGUGCAGAAUGUGCACGUAUGCAAAAUCCAAUCAGUAAAAUUACACAAACAGCUUCUGGACGAGAGGAAAAAUAGCGCAAACAAUACUUGGCGAGGUGUUCGCAUUCAGGUCCACGAAUCAACCUCUCAGAAAUCUACAUCAAUCGCAAUCAACAAUAGCUGUAGGUGCAUCAACAACUUCAGUGACCUGAAAUAUACGAUCAGUAAUAGUUUCAAAAUCAAUCGCCAGUCUUCGAUAAUAACGAGACGCUUCGCAAAACGAUAAUAAUGCAUGAAGAUCCACAUCCCCAUUCUGUAAAUACGCCGCCGCCAGUUGGUAAUGUAACGAAUGAAGACAUCAAGAAAGUUUUCGAUCUUUUAGCUGAAGGAGAGGCCAGACUGAACGGUACACCCAGCGUGGAGAAUGUGACCUUAUUGAUGGGUAAUACAGGGUCUGGGAAAAGUACACUAACACAAAGAAUCGCAGGUUACGAUACUAACCUAGUUUCAGUCAAAGAAGGCCUUGAUUUCACCAUUAGUAAACUUAACAACCAAACAAAAAACUCUUACAUGACAUCUGCAACAAUAUUUCCAGAAUUGGUGCACGACAACAGCACAGGCGCCUGGUAUUACGACUUUCCCGGAUUUUUAGAUACCCGAGGAAUGGCUCACGAUGUAACCACCUCUUAUUUCAUUAACAAAGUCAUAGACAAUGCGAAACGUGUUAAAAUACUUGUUGUAGUUAAUUACACUUCGUUAACCAGGUCUGGAACGAGAGACGACUUUACAAACCUUUUGAAACAUGUAACUAAAUUCGUUAAAAACUUUGAACAACUUAAAGAUGGUAUUUGUCUGAUUGUAACCAAGGUUCCAUUUCCCGAAUUUAAAGACAGUAAAAUUAUCCAAAAUUUAGUUGAAUCGAUUAAAGCAGUUAAAGAAGGGCUAAAAACAAAAGCAAACACUUCUGAUGAAAUCAAACUCAUAGAUGUGCUACUCUUGCAGCAGGAAGGUGUCUACUCAAAAAUAGGCAUUUCUAGGACUCCAAACCAAGCAGGGAUUUUAAGUGAGAUACCUCUACUGAAAGAGAACAAGCGAAAUCUCACUGCUAUCAUAGACAAACUCAGUUUCGUUGAAAAGACCAGCUCUGAUUUUGGUUAUUUUGUACCCGAGCAAUCUCUGUACGAUGUCAGUAAGCUGAUAAAGGAAAUUAAUGAGAAAAUAUUAGAAUACGUUGAAAAAAGUGGCAAAAAACUGCAGGAGAACAUUAUGAGCCAAGAAAGUCAAAUUUAUGACCUUUCGCAGUUGAUCAAUGCGACAAGCUCAUUUCAUAAUAAAUUAAUUGAUUUGAGAGAUACUGGGAAUUUAGAAUUGGAAACCAAAGACUGUGUGGAACAACUGGUGAACGAAAUUACCUCCAAGAAAAUGGAACCAGACAAGCCGAGUUUACUACCCGCUGUGGAGUAUGCUCAAUAUGCUUCGUUCUUGCAUAUGGCAAGUGAUCAUGUCCUUAGAGAUUCAUUUGUGUGCACUGAAGGAUUGAAAAAUGUCAUCGAAUACUCCAACAGGUCAAAAAAUUGGUAUAAAUUCUUGCAACAGCUGUACAAUAGGUUGUUGGAAAGUCAUAGUCUCUGUACUGCUUUAGCUAACCACAUACAUGAAGCAAAUGCAAGUUCUGCAUCACUUCUACAACUCUUGAAAGACUGUUUUCCAAAUUACAACUACGAGUUGAACGAUAUUGCAAACAUCACACUUGAUGAACCAAAACUAAAUACCCUGCGCAGAAUUCUGUACAUGGCAUUGAAAAACGAUUUGCAUCAUUUGUGUGAAGCCAACAAGCUGACAGUGAAAGGGAAUCACAUUAAACUCAGCGAUGUAGUCAAACGCCUGAAGAAUUGCACAACUUUGCCCCACAUCAUUGAGAUCUUUGCGCUGAAAAAAUUAUUUAUAGACACAGAUCUGAACAUGAUUGGUGACGAGGUACAACUCUUCAUCAUAGCACCAAUUUGGGAAAGCUGGGGUGCUCGAAAAAUAACUCUAGAUGGUUUGCCAGGAAACCCACAUAAUUCAUCAAAAGCUACCAAUGGAACAGAUCCCGAUGGAAAUGGAUUCAAUGGUGAACCUGGAUUACCUGGAAAAUCCGGAGGACACUUUGUAGGCAUAUGGGAGACUUUCAUCAAUCUCCCAGAUCUCAGCAUCUCUGUUAAUGGUGGUCAAGGUGGACCUGGCCAAGAUGGAGGUGAUGCAGCAAGUGGAAAGAACGGAGAUGAUGCAUACGAUGAUAUUAUUGAAACCAGGGGGACAUGUUCAGUGGAAUAUAAUCCACCACCUUGCGCUUGUAACGCCACAUCAAGCAACCACACCAUAAUUCUAGAUGUAUACAAAGAUGGCAACAUAACAGAAAGUGGGCGCAUUUACAUUCUUGCAGGGAAAGAAGGACAUAUUGGAGGAAAAGGUGGAGAUGGAGGCACAGGUGGAGUUGAUGGUUAUCCUGGUGAGGCUACAUUCAUUUCACUUUUGCCACACAAUACCACAAAAAUACAUGUAGAGAUGAAAACAGGACUCAAGGGAUUGGAUGGAAGAGGUGGUCAAGGUGGGAGUGGAGGGAAAUUUGGUAAUGAUCUCGAAAUAUGGUCACCGUGUCAGCAACUCCCUCGUAAAUACAACCUGACUGACAACUACAAACAAGCAUCAGUAGGUAAAAAUGGUGUAAAUGGUGGGAAUUCUAAGCCUGUAAAAUUUCCGCAAAACAAAGAAUUAUAUUCAAAGUCGCAUGUAAUCAACCAUUACAAUGAGUACGUAAGGGAAAAUCUAAAUCAUAGCAUACAGGAGUCUCAUUUGAGAGAAUUUUUGAAAAAGCUCGAAAGCAAUCAACAUAUUUCUAAACCACGUAUUAAACGCCAAGGUCCAUUAACAAUCAAACGCAUGCGUCAAAAAGAUGGUUUUAUGAAGAGCUCUGCAAACAUGAUUAAAUCUCCAAUUAAUACAGCCAUUCGAUUCAUUGGUGGAAUCUUGGGCACUUGGAAGUCAAUCUACUUGCCAUACUCAUACUCAAAUUGUAAUUCAAUCAAGGAAGGUGUUCAAUCUUGGUUUAGAGGAUUGACCCCAUUCAACGUUCACACAACUAAGGACUUUGAUCAUCAUUUUGAAAGUGCUUCUACAUUCAAUGCCUAUGAAUCACUGACCUUGAUUGACUUUUUCGUCCGAUGGGUUACAAAGGUUAGACCCUAUGAUAAUACAUUCAAUGGAUCAGUGAAUUCUGCCGAAGUUACAGCUUCUGUACUCAAUAUUGUUGCAGAAAUUGAAACUCUACUGAGAGAUCUAUCCAUUCAGUACAAUUUUCCAACAGAAUCUUUGGAAUUUGAUCCAAUUGUUCUAAUGUCUGCACUGGAAAAAGAGGUGAUCAAUGGUAAUGAAGUGAAAUUGGCAGAAAUAAUGUCCCAAACUAUAUUGGAUAUUUUCAAUAAUCCAGAUGAUACCGAGUUUAGUAAUCAUGUAGCACACAAAAUCAACGCAGUAUUAGGUAUUGAGAAGGGAAAGUGAUUCAUUUCACUACUACCAGGAGCGAGUUGCAAAAUUGAAUGGGCAUUCUAUGUUUCCUGCAGGUUUAUGACCAUAAAACAAUUUAAAAAUCAUUAUUCAGCACAUUAUAUGCACUUAUGCAUCAAAGUACCAUUACUGUUACUCUCUUGAGAAAAAAUGCACAAUUUAUUCAGUUAUUAAUGAAACACUGUACCUAAAUACCUAAUAAGUGAAAUCUGCGAGUCGUCAGAUAGUAGAUACCUACUCGUAUAAUUGGUAAUCACUCAGUCAAAUAUUCAGUUCUAGACGAAUUUCUAUUGAUGGGUACUUUUUCAAAAAGUGUUAUGGUAAAUACUCGAUUAUUUCAAUUAUUUUCAUGCGUAAUCCAAUUGUUUAUAAACAAUAAAAUUUAUCAAUCUU
Planococcus citri (citrus mealybug) is the source of this 4148-nucleotide messenger RNA. RefSeq lists its product as uncharacterized. Lineage: Eukaryota; Metazoa; Arthropoda; Insecta; Hemiptera; Pseudococcidae. Bases 498 to 3749 code for a protein of 1083 amino acids. The transcript has 2 exons. The record is from RefSeq and is a predicted model, not a curated record.